AAACCCCGCGGGCGGAAGUGACGCACGGGUCUGCUCUGCGCGCCGGAAGCCCCUCGGGCGGCGAAGAUGGCGGAGAGCAGCGGUCGCGCGGGCAAGAGCAGCGGGAGCGGCGCGGGGAAGGGGGCGGUGUCGGCGGAGCAGGUAAUUGCUGGCUUCAACCGCCUUCGGCAGGAACAGCGGGGCCUGGCAUCCAAGGCAGCUGAGCUGGAGAUGGAGUUGAAUGAGCACAGCCUCGUGAUCGACACGCUGAAGGAGGUGGGCGAGACCCGCCGGUGCUACCGCAUGGUGGGAGGUGUGCUGGUGGAGCGGACUGUGAAGGAGGUGCUGCCGGCCUUGGAGAACAACAAGGAGCAGAUACAGAAGAUCAUUGAGACACUGACACAGCAGCUUCAGGCAAAGGGAAAAGAACUAAAUGAAUUUCGGGAAAAGCACAACAUUCGUCUCAUGGGGGAAGAGGAGAAGCCGGCCAAGGACAGCUCAGAAGGGGCUGGGGCUAAGGCCAGCUCGGCUGGAGUGUUGGUCUCCUAGGACCGAGGCUGUGGCAUCUUUUCUACCCUGACUCCUACAUCUUCUAAUUUGUCUUUAUUGUUAUUAUUAUUUUCUCUGCUAUUGUAAUAUUUUUUUUGUUAAUUAAAUGUUUUGGUCAGAAUGCUUA
Rhinolophus ferrumequinum (greater horseshoe bat) is the source of this 655-nucleotide messenger RNA. RefSeq names its product prefoldin subunit 2 (gene PFDN2). Gene Ontology annotation, molecular function: protein folding chaperone. The record is from RefSeq and is a predicted model, not a curated record. The transcript has 4 exons. Lineage: Eukaryota; Metazoa; Chordata; Mammalia; Chiroptera; Rhinolophidae. Gene Ontology annotation, biological process: protein folding. Bases 67 to 528 code for a protein of 153 amino acids. Gene Ontology annotation, cellular component: cytoplasm; prefoldin complex.